Nerophis lumbriciformis (worm pipefish) is the source of this 1365-nucleotide messenger RNA. Lineage: Eukaryota; Metazoa; Chordata; Actinopteri; Syngnathiformes; Syngnathidae. The record is from RefSeq and is a predicted model, not a curated record.
AUGUUCUCCAAAGCCACCGCCAACUUUGUUCGUCAAGUCGACCGAGAUGGAAGACUGAUCCACGUUUCUCGGAUGAAUGACUCUUCUAAGCUGCUUCCAAUGGCUCUGGUGGUCAAGCGGAAGCGCGUGUGGUUCUGGCAGAGCCCCAAAUACCAGACCACGGAUUUCAAUCUCAGUGAUUUGUUGCUAGGCGAUGAGGUGCUUACACCCGUCGUGUCCAAGAAAGACUUCCUGAAAUUCACCGGGAUUUUGGGCGACACGCUCACUGGCAAGUUCGAAGCCGAAGCCGGUUCUGUCGGCCUGAAACUCGAGGGUCAGGGCUCAUCAAAACUCCUGUCAGAUUUCGGCAAGCUGAAGAAAGAAGAACUGGAUGUGAAGAAGUUGCUAGAAGACUCUGACAAUAGGCUAGUGGACAUGCAGCACAUGUUGGUUCAACAGUUGGAGAAGCAGUCUGAUGUUCUGGCUGUGGUUAAGGAGAGGAUCGUCACAACGGCUGCCUGCAUUGUCACAGAGACCAAAAAGGAGAAAUGCGCCUUUCAUGGCAUCGUGGGACUGUUGGGCAAUCUUGGGGCUAACAUUAAGAUGUGCAUCAAGGAGAGCAACGACAUUGAGGUAGACAGCGAUUUUUCCUUGGAAAUACCAUCCGAUGUCGUCAUUGCGUAUAGCAUUCUGGAACUAGAUAUAAAAAAAGACGGCCAGUAUGAGAUAUGUCUUCAACCCGGAAAAAUCGGGGGCUUUGAAGCUGACCUGAUGAGGGUGUCGUCCCAAGAAUCCUUGACCGUUGUGGACGGAAGGUGCCUUGAUGAGAAUAUUUCAGAAGAACAAAUUCAGCAAGAUGGAUCUCACAAGGAUGACCUCGCUCCCCUCACCGCUCUAUCCCAGUCAACUCGUUGGGCCUUGUUCUGCAGACUUCAAGAGAUUCUCAGCGACAGAGUGACUCUCUCGUAUCUGCAGGAUGUCCUUGAGGAGGUGUGUGUGAACAAAACACUUGAGGAACACGCUAACAACGAUAGUUCGAUGAAUGCCGUUCAUCUGUUGGUCAGUGCCUUGGAAGAGCUGCCCGAUGAAACUUUGAGUCUGAUAUGUGACAGUCAGCUCAAGUUCUUUGAAGCUUUUAGCACUAUGAUGAGCCUGUUGAAGGAGAGUGGCGUUCCUCUCUCGAUGCAGUUUCUUCCUACACUUCUGUGGGAAAAAGAAGCUUUCCAGCAGGCAGAGAAGCUGCUUGACUCCGUUGGAGUGGCUUUGCGGGCCGAUGGUGACCGGCUGUGGGUGGAGAUGGGAGAAAAAAGUGGCGUGCACAUGUUGGUACUUUGCCUUAGCAUGUAUGGAUUGUCUCUGCUGUGCAGAGGGCAAAAACAGGAUUAA